Suillus clintonianus is the source of this 600-nucleotide messenger RNA. RefSeq lists its product as uncharacterized. The coding region runs from base 1 to 600 and encodes 199 amino acids. The record is from RefSeq and is a predicted model, not a curated record. NCBI's taxonomy places the organism in Eukaryota, Fungi, Basidiomycota, Agaricomycetes, Boletales, Suillaceae. The transcript is spliced from 4 exons.
AUGACCUGGCUGUAUGACUGGUAUCUGCUCGUUAGAAACACGUCCCAGUCGUGGCCGCCAAUGAUGAGCAACAUUGAAAAAGACACAAAACAAAUGGUGUCGACGACAACGGCGUUCCUAUAUGUUCUGCAAGUCAAGUUGGACGGGGUUCAUGCACAUGUUGCAUCACUCACUUGGGUCCGUUUGGGGAGGGAUGAACGUGAGCGUGAGGCUGGGCACGGUGAGGAUGAAGAUGACAGAGUGGGUGCUGAGCAGUUGAAGACAACGCAGAAGAAGAAAUCAAUCAGGAACAACAAACAGGGGAGAAUGAAGAAAACAGCGAUGAAGAAAACGGCCAUACAUCCGUGCUUCGAGAACCCAAGUCAUCCUCUCGCCCUGAACUCGAGAUGGGUGACCCACAUGCCUGCACCUCUAUCUCUGACGCGUAUUGCGCUUGCGCUCGACCUCGAGCUGGAGAGAACGCCUCUGCCCCAGCUCAAGCGACCCACCUCCCACACCCUCUCUCGCGCCACUCAAACAUAUCUUCCCCCUGUCGGCGCCAAGCACGCCAGCGGUGAUGAGUAUGGGUUCGCUGUUCCUGGCCAGGGUGUGGGGAUGUGA